AUGGUCAUGAGCCUUUGUCUGCCCUGCCUUGUCUGCCAGCCUCAUGGCCUCAACUGCUUCCACCUUGAGAACCACGGCAAUUCUAAAGAUGGAGACGUGCUGCUCACUGCCUUCUUCCCCAUCUAUCUAUACACCAUCAAAAUGGACACCUACCAUCCAGGAGGGCAGCCCACGCUCACAAGGAUUCAGUUCAAGAACUUCCAGCACUUGUUGGCUCUGGUGUUUGCUGUCGAGGAGAUCAACAGGAACCCCCAUCUCCUGCCCAACAUCACGCUAGGAUUUGAUUUCUACAAUAUCAUGCACAGCAACAGGAAGACACUGGAGAAUCCACUCAGGUGGCUGACAGGGCUGGACAGAGGAAUUCCUAACUACACAUGCAAGAGAGGGGGCAAGGCUGUGGCGGUCAUAUCAGAGACAAGCAUUUCCGCCCAGAUGGGGACGCUGCUGGAACUGUACAGAAUCCCACAGCUCACACUGGGUCCUUUGGACCCUCUUCUGAGUGACAGCAGCCAGUUCCCCUCCGUCUAUCAGAUGGCCCCAAAGGACACUUCUCUGGCCCUCGCCAUGGUCUCCCUGAUGCUGCACUUUGGCUGGACGUGGGUGGGGCUGGCAAUUCCGGAUCUCCAGAAGGGUGAUGCGUUUCUGUCCGAUUUGAGUUCAGAGAUGCAGGAGCAUGGCCUCUGCCUGGCCUUUGUGGAACUGAUCCCAGUCAACAGCAUUGUUCCCUCGGAAGAUUUAGAACAGCCAGCCCGCAUCCUGACAUCCUCAGCCAAUGUGGUUGUUCUGUUUGGUGACACGGAAGCACUUAUUAAGCUAAUCUUCCUGCUGAUGAGAUCUCUGCUAACAUGGAAGGUCUGGGUCACCACCUCCCGCCUGGAGUUUGCCACAAAUCAGCAACAUUUCCUGUUGCAUUCCUUGCACGGUGCCCUCAUCUUCUCUAACCACCGCAGCGAGAUUCCGGGAUUCCAACACUUUUUGCAAACAGCAACGCCUGCCAAGUACCCAGAGAACGUUUACCUUGCCCUGUUCUGGUCUCUGGCCUUUCACUGCCCCAUUUCCAAUGCUGACUGCAGGACGCUGCAGGGCUGUCCCCCAAAUGCUUCCCUGGAUUGGCUGCCCUGGGAGGAAUUUGACAUGACGAUGAGUGAUGGGAGUUACCACAUCUACAACACGGUACAUGCCAUAGCACAUUCCCUGCACAAGAUGCAUCAGCGUGAUUCGGAAGUGCAGCCAAGGAGGCCUGGGGGGAAGACAGUGACAUCCCGCUGGCAGCUUCACUACUUUCUCAAGAGCCUCCAAUUUACCAAUCCUGCUGGCGACCCUGUGAACUUGGACCAGAAAAGAAAGCCUGCUGCAGCCUAUGACAUUUUCAACUUCUGGAAUUUUCCUGAAGGACUUGGCCAUAAGGUGAAAGUGGGACAUUUCUCCCCCUACAAUCCACCAGGCCAACAACUGUCUGUAUCUGAGGAGUUGAUAGAGUGGGCCACGGGGAUCACACAGACCCCGCACUCAGUGUGCAGCGCCAGCUGUGGCCCUGGGUUCAGGAAGACUGCCCGCGAAGGGGAGCCUGUGUGCUGCUUUGAUUGUAUCCCCUGUCCAGACAACAAGAUUGCCAACGAGACCGAUACGGAAGAGUGUGUGACAUGUCCUGAUCACCAGUAUGCCAAUGCAGAGCAUAACCAAUGCCUGGACAAGAAAGUGACCUUCCUGGCUUUCAAAGACCCCCUGGGAAUGGUCCUGGUCUGCACAGCUCUGUCCUUGUCUGUGGUCACAGCUGCCAUCCUUGCAGUCUUUGUAAAGCACCAAGGCACACCCAUUGUCAAGGCCAACAACCGCACCCUCAGCUACAUGCUGCUCAUCUCACUCCUCCUCUGCUUCCUCUGCUCCUUCCUCUUCAUUGGCCGUCCCAACACAGCCACCUGCCUCCUAAGACAAAUCACAUUUGCCCUGGUGUUCACACUGGCUGUUUCUGCCGUGCUGGCCAAAACCAUCACUGUGGUUCUGGCCUUCAAGGCCAUGAAACCUGGAAGGACCAUGAGGCGAUUGCUGGUGUCAGGAGCCCCAAACGCUGUCAUUCCCAUCUGCGUCCUCAUCCAACUGACUCUCUGUGGCAUCUGGCUGGCAACAUCUCCUCCCUUUGUGGACACAGAUGCACACUCUGAGCAUGGACACAUCAUCCUCUUGUGCAACGAGGGCUCCAUCACUGCCUUCUACUGUGUGCUGGGCUUCCUGGGCUCGUUGGCCCUGGGCACCUUCACUGUGGCUUUCCUUGCCAGGAAGCUGCCUGACACGUUCAAUGAAGCCAAGUUCCUGACGUUCAGCAUGCUGGUGUUCUGCAGUGUGUGGGUGACCUUCCUGCCUGUGUACCAGAGCACCAAGGGGAAGGUCAUGGUGGCCGUGGAGGUCUUCUCCAUCUUGGCCUCUGGUGUGGGUCUCCUGAGCUGCAUCUUUGUCCCCAAAUGCUACAUCAUUCUCCUGAAGCCUGAACGGAAUUCUUUGCAAGUUUUAAAGGCCACAAGAGAUUCUCAGAGAAACAGGCCGACUGUCAUGUUGUCUAGCAAUCCUUUGUCGCCCUGA
Ochotona princeps (American pika) is the source of this 2577-nucleotide messenger RNA. RefSeq names its product vomeronasal type-2 receptor 116-like. Gene Ontology annotation, biological process: G protein-coupled receptor signaling pathway. Lineage: Eukaryota; Metazoa; Chordata; Mammalia; Lagomorpha; Ochotonidae. Gene Ontology annotation, cellular component: membrane. Gene Ontology annotation, molecular function: G protein-coupled receptor activity. The record is from RefSeq and is a predicted model, not a curated record. The transcript has 7 exons. Bases 1 to 2577 code for a protein of 858 amino acids.